Daldinia caldariorum is the source of this 2088-nucleotide messenger RNA. RefSeq lists its product as uncharacterized. The transcript is spliced from 2 exons. The coding region runs from base 259 to 1923 and encodes 554 amino acids. Lineage: Eukaryota; Fungi; Ascomycota; Sordariomycetes; Xylariales; Hypoxylaceae. The record is from RefSeq and is a predicted model, not a curated record.
UGCUAUUCUGGAUGAUCAGCAAACCUAACUAACGCAUUCAUUCUCUUUCACUCAUUAUUUUUCUUUUCUAGUUAGGCUAAACGAGUUCCAAGCAGCGAACCGCAAAGCAACCCGCGCCCCCAAAUCCCAAACCAGCGAAUCCGAACUCUGCCUCUCAAAAAAAAACUAGUAUUUUUCUAGUACGCACGCUUAUACGCACGCACGCACGCACUUUCGAGAAAAAAAAGCUCGUAUUUGUCCAUUUCACCGCCACGCGCGAUGACAACCCCAGUCUCGGGGUCUUCACUCCCUCAGACCCGAGACGUACAUCAACACAAUCAUUUUCACCACUCUAGAGAAAGCCACCACCAUCAUUACCACCACCAUACCCACCACGCUCGUUCUCAAAAUAGUAACAAAAGGGGCCAUAAGCGCACCGAUUCGGAACCCACCACAAUUAUAGAAACCGUUUCCGUUCUCGAGCUUAUCGAUUCCUCCGGUGCCCCCGUUACUUUUCAGACCCUCACGCCAUCCGCAUCAACAUCGAUACCGAUAUCGAUAUCGGCAUCAACAUCAACGUCGACAUCUUCAACGUCAUCGACGUCUUCUUCGUCCAGCUAUAUAUCUAGCUCCGAACCGGACGUCACUGUCGACCCGAGCACAACAACUACUUCGACAACAAGUUCUGUAUCUGCAUCCGUACCUGCAUCCGUACCUGUAUCCGUACCUGUAUCCGUAUCCGCUCCAGCCUUACCUACUACCACUUCUACCCCGGAAGCUAGCGACGAUGAAGGCGACAGCCUCUCCUCUUCGACUUCCGUCCCUACGAUAGACCCGACCGUAGCACCGUCGGAGUCCUCGAUGCCUACUACCUUUCCCACUUUAUCUUAUUCGCCUUUGACGUCCACUCCUUUAUCAGGCUCUCCCGUUUUUCCAUCUUUUGCUGGCGUGACUAACACAACCCAAUCUUCUUCGUCCACCUUUUCUUCCAACAAUACCAGUUCUACUUCGCAACUUCCGUUUUCGGCAGAGGGUUUCAAUACCUCUGUUUCCGGGUCAUCUAGUACUAUACUUCCGUCUGAUUCUUCUUUCACUUCAUCUACGCCGACCAGUACCACUCGCUCUAGCCCCUCAUCAACUACAUUCAGUUCUUGGGGAGUACCUAGUCAGACGGACGGUGGUAAUGACGGCGCCGGCAAUGCACAGCCAUCAUCCUCGAGCGCCGUAGCGACCGAUGGCGACUCUAGUUCGAGCGGACCCGAUUCGGCCACGGUCGCGGGAAGCGUUCUGGGAGGUGUGGCUGCACUUGCAGGUAUUUUGAUUCUUGCUCUCUUCCUCCUGAAAUGGAAGAAGCGCCAGAACACCCGUAAGCUUAUGCGGGGCUCCAUGAGCGAACGAGGCCCUGGUGGCGGCUUGGUUGGAAAUUCCGGUCCCGGCGGAGGCGACGGCGUUAUGUCUGAAAGACGGCGUUCGAUUCCCUUUGCGAUCCCCGCUGCUCUCGCCAACUUGACCGGACACAAACGAUUCUCCGGACGCAGCGCCGCCUCGGCAGAUGGAGGCGAACGAGGGUUUUCAAAGGUUUCGGGUAGGAAGUUACCACCGGUCAUCCAGUUCGGCGGAGACGGCUACUCGGAUCCCCGCGACACUAUAUUAAGCGACCAGUCCGUCGAAUAUCGAGACUCGACCUUCCCUGGAUUAGGUGGCGGGCUCGCGCCGACUAGGCUAGCCGUGGGUGCUCCGAUGCGGCCGGAAAGCGGAAUCCCCGUCUUUAACCCGGGACCGGCUCGGACCCCGAAGACGGAGCAGGCACCGUUCAGUCCCGUUUCAGACAACAACUCACCCCUUGCGCCUCCCUCCCUAGAUCCACUGGGAAGAUCCCACCCUUCUCACGAUGGGUCGAGUCGUUCCCACGGAUCAACCUCCCGGUUUACCGAGGAGUUAUGACCUGGAUAGAUACCCUGCUACCUUUUUUUUUUAUCUUAACAUCCUUACUCGUGUAUAUUUCGCUUUUUUUUUCUUCUCUUUUUUGAUGAUACCUGUUUGUUAUUUCGUGUCGAUAUAUUAUCAUUCGUCACGGCAUCGGGUUGGCGUUGACAUUUGAAGUAAAAU